UGCCUCUUGCAGGGAGGGACACUGUGGAGCGAGGUGGAAGCGCUGCGAGAGCGGAGGGCCUCCAUGCCGGAGCAGCGCGUCCUCCGCAUCCUGCAGGGCAUCUGCCGUGGGCUGCAGGCCAUCCACAGCAAGGGCUAUGCACACAGGGACCUCAAACCCACCAACGUGCUGCUGGAUGAGAAUGACCGCGCCGUGCUCAUGGACCUGGGCUCAAUGAACCAGGCACGCAUCGAGGUCAACAGCUCACAUGAGGCCAUGGCCGUGCAGGACUGGGCUGCCCAGCGCUGCACCAUCUCCUACCGGGCCCCUGAGCUCUCCCGGGUGCCGAGCCAGUGCGUCAUUGAUGAGCGCACCGACAUCUGGUCCCUAGGCUGCGUGCUCUACUGCAUGAUGUUCGGCGAGGGCCCCUUUGACAUGGUCUUCCAGAAGGGCGACAGUGUGGCGCUGGCCGUGCAGAACCCCAGAGGGCAGCAGAGGACAAUCCUCGCGGGUCGAUGA
Molecule: messenger RNA, 498 nt
Organism: Tinamus guttatus (white-throated tinamou)
Lineage: Eukaryota; Metazoa; Chordata; Aves; Tinamiformes; Tinamidae
Source: RefSeq, a predicted model, not a curated record